Messenger RNA from Durusdinium trenchii, 4695 nucleotides. The record is from the annotation of a GenBank genome assembly. Lineage: Eukaryota; Dinophyceae; Suessiales; Symbiodiniaceae.
GAGCAGUUGAUGUCUCACGAGAAGGACCUCCUGCAGGAGAAGAUGUCUACGGUCCAGUUCAACGUGAAGAGGAGGGCAUUCCCCUUGGGCAUCCGGUGGAAGUUUCCAGCGCUAGAGGACCUGGUGCGUCUGAUCAGACAGAACACAGUGGACAGCCCAUGGACAACUCCGACCAAUCUCAAUGGAUUCCUCCAGGGUUGCUACCGAACAUCGCUCCAGCACCACGUCAGCAACUUCCUCCAGUUCCGGAAGACGGAGAUCUCGAGCAGGCUUCGCCCGGGACAAUGGCACCACCUCCUGGACUCACUCCAGCACCGUCCAGACGACAGUCGAUCAAUGAGCCAGCUUCAGAACCUCCGACCAUAGCACCGGCAGAAGACUUCGACAUCGAGGAACUACUACGUGAAACUUCUGCCGACUCCGGUGCGAGUUCAGAGGUCGUUCCGGAGCCCCCGAGCAAGAUUGCCAGGACGAGCAGCUUGGAAGAGACACACACCAGAGCUCCUGGAACACCAGUUGAUCGACUUCUCAGCCGCAUCCCACGAGAACUAUCUCCGGAACAUCAUCCAGCAGCAGCUUCAUCGUCCUUGACACCAGCUGAGGACCUGGGGUCCGAUGGGCGAGUCUCGCGUCAGGUUUCCGAGUUCGAGAAUCUCCGCCAGAACUACUACUGCUGCAACGUGGUUCCCGAAGACUACGACCUCCAGGAAUGGAGCGGCUCCUUCUUCAACUACCAGCUUGGAGACCAAGAGAAGGUUCUCUUCGAUGAAUCCGACGAGGUGGAGUGGACGGCAGUGGAAAAGACAGGCGUCAUCAAGGCCAAGAGCCGCUGGUGCAUCCAUGGGCAUGUCGACCCGGACACUCAACGGCUCAGUACCUAUGCUCCUACACCUCAAGGAGAAGGAAUGACGCUCUUCCUCCAGACAGCUCUUAACUUGCAGAUGAUCUGCGCCUUCUCCGAUGUCAAGAAUGCCUUCUGCCAGAGCCGACCACUUCAACGGGAGCGUGGACCUCUCUUUGCCGAACCCUGCGAGGGACUUCAUCUUCCUCCAGGGGCACUCAUCCAGAUCGUGGUCCCAGUGUAUGGACUGGAUGACGCUUGUGCUAAAUGGCGUCGAACGGUAGCCAGCUUCCUGGUGGAGGAUUUGGGUUUCGAGAGAAACCUCAUUGAGCCUUGCUGGUAUUCCUUGUUUCAUGAUGGCCAUUGCGUAGCCCAGGUGCUUGUUGAGGUCGACGACUUCAUCGUGGCGGCCAUCCCGGCUCACUAUGAGGCCCUGCGCAAGUCAAUGACGGAGCGGUUCCAUUUCGGGAAGUGGGAGAAAGGUGAAGCAGAGUAUGCUGGACGACACAUCCGCACCACACCAGAUGCCAUCUUCGUGGACCAGUGCAAAUACAUCAAGGAGCAGAUCCAUCCAGUGCAACUUCCCAAAGGACGAAGAGGGCAGCAUGGCGAAUCUUUAUCGCAGGAGGAGUUCCAGGCACUUCGCUCCUUGGUCUUUAAGAUCAACUGGGUUGGAAGAGAGAGUCGACCAGAGGCAGCGGGCAUUGCCUCGCUGAUGGCUAGUCGCCUCCCAAGGGCGACCAUUGGGGAUGUGAUCAUCGUGAAUCGAUUCGUCAACUUUCUCAGGUCGACGGCAGAGCGCCCCAUGAAGAUUUGGCGUUUUCAUCCUGAAGACAUGUGCUUCAUCGCUGUCUCCGAUGCGGGCGGCAUCAACACGCAGGGCACGGACCUGGUGGAUGCGGAGGGCCUGCCUAUGGAUGCAACUCAGGGGGCAUGGAUGAUCCUGACCGCAGAAGCUCUUCCACAAGGAAAAUCAGCAGUGCGGGCCUCACCAAUCACCUGGCGCUCUUCUCGACUCAAGCGCAAGGUGUUUUCUACAUUCGGUGGGGAGACGCAGGCGAUGCUGCAGGGCGUGAACGAAGUCGACUGGCUUCAGGUGAUGUACAGAGAUGCUGUGCACCAUGACGUUCAACUUGCCUCCUGGAGGAACUGUCUGAGCCCCCACAUGCUGGUGAUGAGGGGACAGUGUAAGCUUGGUGGACGGCAGCAACAGUGUUCAGUCACUGACGCGAAGUCGCUGUUCGACUGCCUGCUCCGGGAGAACCCCAGCGGGAAGCAGGACAGAAAGAGCGCCUUGGAGCUUGCCAUCAUCCUGAAGGAUCUCCAGGAGACGCGCUCGAUGGUGCGAUGGGUUCCCCACCAGAAGAUGCUGGUGGAUAGCCUUACCAAGCUGGAUCCUUUGAAGGCGAAUGAUGCUUUGCACCAGUUCUUGCGCAGCGGCUGGCUGAGUCUUGUAGAUGUGCAGGAGGAGUUGACGUGCCGGAAGACAGAUCCGGCAUACAAGCGACGCAGCCAUCAUGCGUCCCAGCAGCGACUGCUGUCCGAAUACCAGCAGCAGUUGACUGAGUUCUUGAGCCUCUUGAUCAAUGAUAAGUUGGGAGGGAUGUCGAACUUGAGCGUAGGUCAAGGCGAUGAUGCAAAAGGCAAUGGCAAAGGAGUCAAAGUAACCAAAGGAAAAGGAAAAGGAAAGGAGAAGAAGGGGAAAGGGAAGAAGAGAAAGGCUGAAGUUUUAGAGAACCCAGAGCAAGCUUUGGAAGAUCCCAAGCAAGCUUUGGAAGAUCCAGGGCAAGAGGAGGUGUUUCAGCCGUGCACGACUUUGGUGGCAGAGAUCACCCAACGUCGUCGCGGCACCAAGCAUGGCGAACCACCCUUUACCUACGGACACCGAAAUGGCAGCGCUCACAGAUCUCCCAGCAGAUCUAUGAGCAGGCAAGAGGCCGAGGGUAUGGACAUGACAGAUGCAGAAAGAGAUGCAUCGCGUGCAGCGAAGGGAGCACCUCGUCCACAUGGUGAAGGAGAGUCCAAAAGUGCAAAACGACGCAGAAGAGAGAAGGAAAAGAGAGAGGAGGAUUGGAGAAAGAGUCGUGUGCAGCCGGUGAACCAGUAUGAGUCUUACAGCUGGAGAGGUUCAGGCAGCAGUAAGGCAGAAGGCAAAGGAAAGAUGCAGCACCCUCGGAAGUAUGGCCAAUUCUUCGUGACGGAUCGUGAUGGCAACCAGAUUUGCUACAAGUUCGCGAAGGGUCAACCGGGUCUCUCAGAAGCAAUGAGGUUCAUGUCUGGCGGACGGAUCUCCGUCUGUGCGACGUGGGACGGAUAUGCUGGGGGAUGGAACAUUCUGGACGAAGAGGACUACAAGGCCGCGACGAACUUGUGCGCCACAGAGAUAGAUCACGGUCACUUUGCGCCCCCUUGCCGAACCUUGACACGAGCAAGACGGUCUGAUCAAUUUGGACAGGUGCCUGUGUUGAGGAGCGACAAAUAUCCAGAGGGAUGGGGGGACCAGCAAACAGAGCAAGCGAACGAAAUGAUUGCACGAAUGGUGGUACUAUGUUUACUCCUGCAUGAUCGUGGUGCCACAUUCUCCAUCGAGAACCCUUGGGACUCCUUCUUGUGGUUGUUGAAAGUCAUGCAACGGCUAGUGAAACUGAAGGAGUCUGAGCUGGUAUGCCUACAUCAGUGUGCCUACGGUAAGGCAUGGGACUACGUGGAGGAGAAGUGGGUUUGGAGGACGAGCUUAGCUGCCGAGUACCCAUGUGGACUAUGUAUGAGCAAGGAGUGGAUUCUGGAAGUGCGGAGGGCGUUGGGUUCAGGGUUUGGUGCAGAGGUGACAGACUCAGGACUACAAGCAGACCUUUCGCAGAAGCUUCUGGAAUGCGCUGCAGACAAAGAUGCUUGUACAUUGCCUCAAAGGAUGAGGCAUGGUUUCCCGCUUGGAAUCGAGGAGGAGAUCAAGAACAAUGGCAUCUUUCCGGCAACAGGUGUUGACUCAGCUGCAGUGGAAGCAUCACGAAGAGAUGGGUUGUUGCAAGACGACAUUGAUGGAGCUAUGACAAAUUACUCCAGCUUUGAAGAAGCAGGUGAACCAGCUGAAGAGUUGCUCAGACAGAUGGAGUUAGCAAAUCGCGCAGACGUAGUGGAGACAUGGCAACAAGUGGAAGAGCUUACAGGUGGCGGUGCCAAGUUGACCAGACUAGCGUGCAUUGUGAAGCUGAAAGAAAAUGGUGAAUACAAAUACAGUUCCCAAGAGUUGGAGCUGUUUUCAGCAGACUUCAAGGAUGCCUUUCACAUGCUGCCAUUGUGUGAAACGGAACGCAAAUAUGUGGUUUACAAAAAUGGACGGUCGCAAUAUCACGUGUCGAAGGUGGUUGUCUUUGGCCUGACUGCGGGGCCUUUGCUUUGGGCAAGAUUGGCAAGUGGGGCCAUGAGACUCGCACAGGCCUCCUUGCAAAAGGGCGAAGGCGCCCUGGCAUGCUACGCGGACGACCCCUUGUUGGCUGUGAUGGGCACGUGCAAGCAACAGCGCAUGAAGACCUUUUGUGUUUGCGCAGCAGUGUGGCAAGCAUUAGGGCUGGAGAUCUCAUGGUCCAACGUCAGCCAUGGCCGGUCAAUCAAGUGGAUCGGAUAUGAGAUCGAGCUGCAAGGUUAUCAAUAUGGUGAUGUUGUGGUUCGGCUUGCACCCCCGAAGAGGGAGAAGUUGUUGCAGGUUUUCCAGGACAUGCUGACGUACAAAGGAAUGAUUCCCUUGCGCUUGCUGGUAUAUGCUACAGGAGUCAUUGGAUGGGCCAGCAGUGUGAUGCCAUCUACAAGACCCUGGCUAGCUAUGCUGUAUGCUGCUGCGACACAACACAAGCAAG